This is a messenger RNA of Suricata suricatta (meerkat), 2124 nucleotides long. RefSeq names its product FRAS1-related extracellular matrix protein 1-like. Gene Ontology annotation, cellular component: membrane. NCBI's taxonomy places the organism in Eukaryota, Metazoa, Chordata, Mammalia, Carnivora, Herpestidae. The transcript has 12 exons. Gene Ontology annotation, biological process: cell communication. Bases 1 to 2124 code for a protein of 707 amino acids. The record is from RefSeq and is a predicted model, not a curated record.
AUGGUGACACAAGAUCCCAUGCUGAAGGCUGCCUUGCCUCUCUUUGCCAGAUUCAUCAUCAGCAAUGGGCUGCAGACCAAACACGGGGUGUUUGAGAUCACAUUGGAGACCGUGGACAGAGUUUUACCCACGGUGACCAGGAACAGGGGGCUGAGACUGGCCGAGGGGACCAUGGGCCUGCUUUCCCCUGACCUCCUCCAGCUGACCGACCCUGACACCCCAGUGGAGAACCUCACCUUUGUGUUAGCCCAGCUCCCACAACACGGCCAGCUGUACCUGCGGGGGACAGUGUUGCUUCGACACAACUUCACUCAGCAGGAUGUGGACAGCAGGAGUGUGGCCUACCGGCACUUGGGUGGGGACUCCCAGGUUGACUGCUUUACCUUUGUGGCCACAGAUAGGACAAACCAAGGCUUUGUUGUGGACGGGAGAGUGGGACAAGAACCUGUUACAUUCACCAUCCAGGUUGACCAGUUGGACAAAACAGCCCCCCGUAUCACACACCUGCGUUCCCCUUCUCAAGUGGGGCUCCUGACAAAUGGCUGUUAUGGGAUUUACCUCACUUCCCAUGUGUUGAAGGCAUCAGACCCUGACACUGAUGACGAUCUGAUCAUCUUUAAGAUUUUGCGAGGCCCGCGACAUGGACAUCUGGAGAACGCAACGACAGGUGAACUUAUCCAUGAGAAAUUUAUCCAAAAGGACUUAAACAGUAAGACCAUUCUUUACAUCAUAAACCCAUCUUUGGAAGUUAAUUCAGAUAUCAUGGAAUUUCAAAUCAUGGACCCCACAGGGAACUCUGCCACUCCUCAAAUUUUGGAACUGAAGUGGUCUCAUAUUGAAUGGUCGCAGGAUGAAUAUGAAGUCUGUGAGAAUGUGGGCAUAUUACCCUUAGAAAUUGCCAGAAGGGGAUAUUCCAUGGACUCCGCCUUCGUGAGUGUAAAGGUCAAGCAACUGUCAGCCACAGUUGGAAAAGACUUCACUCUGAGUCCAUCUAAACUGAUUCAAUUUGACCCAGGAAUGUCAACUAAGAUGUGGAAUAUAGCAAUUACCUAUGACGGAUUAGAGGAAGAUGAUGAGGUCUUUGAAGUAAUUCUGAACUCCCCUGUGAAUGCAGUUCUUGGCAUGAAGACAAAAGCGGCAGUGAAAAUUUUGGACUCAAAAGGAGGACAGUGCCGUCCUUCACAUUCCUUCCGUGCCAGCAAGCACAAUGCUUGGGAGAAGGGUGUUGGGCGCCCGCUGCCCCCAAGGUCUUCCUCACCCAGCACUUCUGGUUCCUUUCAUCUGGAAAGAAGACCACUUCCAUCUUCCAAGUGGCCAGCGGUCCCCAGGGGAGACACCCUCCAAAGCUUUGAUUCUACAGAUGCCUCUCAUAGGAAGCUCAGGAUCCGAGGGAAUGGCAAAACAGUCCUCCCAUCCUCUGUUUAUAGAAAUGGAACAGACAUCAUCUAUCAUUAUCAUGGAAUGGUCUCCCUGAAACUGGAGGAUGACAGUUCCCCAUCUUACAAAAGGAGGGCCAAAGUCUCCAAUAUUAGUCAGGCACGGAAGACAAGCCGAGUGGCAGAAUUGCCCCAGGCAGAUAAGGUGGAAUCCACAACUGGCUCACACUUCCCCAGACAGGAGGUGGAAGGCAAAUCCUGCCCAGCAGGGUGGCACCAUCACUCAGGCUACUGUCACUCCGUGAUCACAGAGCAGAAAGGCACCUGGGACACGGCGGCCCGAGCUUGCAAAGAACAUCACCUGGGCAGCCUUGUAACCGUACUCUCCAGGCAGCAUAUGCAGUGGCUGUGGGACCUCAGUGGAAGAAAGCCCUUUUGGAUAGGCAAGUGUCUGCUCUGCACUGAGGAAGGAGGCCAGAACACCGAGAAGGCGUCUCCUUCCCAUGGGCCAAUAAUCGUGGUUCACAGUAACAGGCCACAGUUAGAUGGUUUGAAUGACCAAGUGCGUGCAGGCCACUGGGAGUGGAUUGGCGGUGAACCUGUCGUCUUCACCAACUGGAGGAAAGGGCCCCCUCAAUGGUCAGAGCCUGGCAAGAACUGUGUUUUGGCUCAGAGACAAGGGAAGUGGCAAAUGCAGGACUGUAGGAAGAGCAAACCUCACAGUUACGUGUGCUCCAGGAAACUCUAA